This is a messenger RNA of Aedes albopictus (Asian tiger mosquito), 428 nucleotides long. RefSeq names its product DNA-directed RNA polymerase III subunit RPC10 (gene Polr3K). NCBI's taxonomy places the organism in Eukaryota, Metazoa, Arthropoda, Insecta, Diptera, Culicidae. The transcript has 2 exons. Gene Ontology annotation, biological process: termination of RNA polymerase III transcription; DNA-templated transcription. The coding region runs from base 96 to 422 and encodes 108 amino acids. The record is from RefSeq and is a predicted model, not a curated record. Gene Ontology annotation, molecular function: nucleic acid binding; zinc ion binding. Gene Ontology annotation, cellular component: RNA polymerase III complex.
GGAGCUGCGAGUUUAGAUUUAGAUUUUUGGUUAAAUUCCUCAAACAAAAUCAAUUAAAGUCGGUACUUUUUCGUUCGUAAUCUGGCGCUUCAACGAUGCUGAUGUUUUGUCCGACUUGCGGCAAUCUGCUCCUGGUGGAAGAAGGUACCGAUUCGCUGCGAUUCUCCUGCAACACCUGCCCGUACAUCUGCAAGAUAAAGCGCAAGAUAUCGACCCGAAUCUAUCCGAAGUUGAAGGAAGUUGAUCAUGUUAUGGGCGGUUCGGCUGCCUGGGAGAACGUAGACUCAACCGAUGCUGAUUGCCCUGCUUGUGCCCACAACCGAGCGUAUUUUAUGCAAAUGCAAACCCGCUCCGCCGAUGAGCCUAUGACAACGUUCUACAAGUGCUGUAAUCCAACCUGUGGUCACAACUGGAGGGAAUAAUUUCGG